UUUGGCCUCGUCGUCCUUCCUGGAUCUCUCCGAUUUUGAAUCAUCCCCUUGUUUUUCUCUCCCAGUAAUUACUGGAUCAUAUUUAAUUCUCCAACUUCCCCAAUUUCACUCACAUUUAUAUUUUUUAUUUUAUUUUUUUUGUUUUUGAAUCCAAAAUUUACAAAAAACAAUAAUAAUAUAAUAAAAUUGAAAAACACAAUGAGUACAGGGGAGCUUCUUAAUGUCGAACCAUUAGAACUCAAAUUUCAAUUUGAAUUGAAGAAACAGAUCUCUUGUUCGCUUCAAUUAUUAAAUAAAACCGAGAAUCAUGUAGCUUUUAAGGUGAAAACGACGAAUCCGAAAAAGUAUUGUGUUCGUCCGAAUACGGGAGUUGUUUUGCCUCGAUCAACAUGUGAUGUAAUGGUAACAAUGCAAGCUCAGAAGGAAGCUCCUCCUGACAUGCAAUGCAAGGACAAGUUUCUGCUUCAGAGUGUUAUUGCACCCGCAGGAGUAGCCGCAAAGGACAUUACCCCGGAAAUGUUCAGUAAGGUGCCUGGGCGUGUUGUCGAAGAAUGCAAAUUGAGAGUGGUAUAUCUGCCUCCACGUCAACCACCUUCUCCGGUUCUUGAGGAGCCUGACGAAGGGGCUUCACCCAAGGUAUCAUUUGAUACUGGUAAUGUGAACGGAUCUGAGGCUCCAAGACAAAAUGUCGAUUCUGAUGACAAAUCUUCAGAGGCGAGAUCUCUCAUUGCAAAAUUGGUCGAAGAGAAGAAUGCUGCUAUUCAACAGAGUAACAAACUUCGUCAAGAAAUGGAACUCUUGACGCGUGGAAGCAACAAAAGUCAAGGAGGUGGUGUAUCGAUCAUUGUGGUUAUUGCCAUUGGCUUGAUUGGUCUAGUUAUGGGCUAUCUCCUGAAGUAAUACUCAUUCAUGGUUGGACCUCAAAUUCGUUUUCUUCCGUUACAUUUGUCAAAAUUAAUUAAUGUAGAAAAGAGAAGAAAUUCAUGAUGAUGUUUUACAAAUUAUUUACCCUCUUGACUUAGUCUCUUAGGGGGGUUUAGAAGAAAACUGUUAUGUCAGGGUAGUUUGAUAUUAUUUCCAUUUCCAUUUAUAUUCUCAUAAUCAAUUGUUGUAUAUUCUUUCGAUCAUUUUGUUCCAACAGGUUACGUUAGGCCCUUUUAGGCAUCAAAAGAUGCAACAAGUCUACAAUAUCA
Messenger RNA from Erigeron canadensis, 1193 nucleotides. Its product is annotated as vesicle-associated protein 1-1-like. The coding region runs from base 199 to 900 and encodes 233 amino acids. Gene Ontology annotation, biological process: endoplasmic reticulum membrane organization. The transcript is spliced from 8 exons. NCBI's taxonomy places the organism in Eukaryota, Viridiplantae, Streptophyta, Magnoliopsida, Asterales, Asteraceae. Gene Ontology annotation, cellular component: endoplasmic reticulum membrane; plasma membrane. The record is from RefSeq and is a predicted model, not a curated record.